Messenger RNA from Arachis stenosperma, 1389 nucleotides. RefSeq names its product ethylene-responsive transcription factor ABR1-like. Bases 243 to 1307 code for a protein of 354 amino acids. The record is from RefSeq and is a predicted model, not a curated record. The transcript has 4 exons. Gene Ontology annotation, molecular function: DNA-binding transcription factor activity; DNA binding. Gene Ontology annotation, biological process: regulation of DNA-templated transcription; ethylene-activated signaling pathway. NCBI's taxonomy places the organism in Eukaryota, Viridiplantae, Streptophyta, Magnoliopsida, Fabales, Fabaceae.
AAGAGUUUUGACCUAUCUUUAUUACCCAUCAAUUAUCAAUUAUUUAUUCUUCUAAGCUACAUGCAUUUGAUCUGUUUCAUCAACUUGAUGGUAUGUAUAUAUAUUACAUAUUUCAUAUAAUAAUAAUAAUAAUAAGGAGCAAGGGACAAAGGAAAAGAAAAGCAUUUUCCCCGUGCGGCUUAUAUAUAGAAGAAACAAGAGGUGAUUUUGAUAUACAGAGAUAGAUAGAUGAUGUUUUGGGGAUGCAACCAAUGAUUAUGUUUCCCGGUCUGAAUAAAGAGGAGGAGAUGUAUACUAUGGUUGAGGCUUUGACUCAUGUUGUUCGUGGAGAAAUACCUCAAGAAGCUGCUGAUGUUGCUGUGACAUCUAACAUGGCUUCUGUGUCUGCAACACCAUCUACGUCCUCUUCAUCUUAUGGACUCAAUUCUAAUCUCAAAAGAAGUAGGGAAGAUGAUAUACCCUUUCUUGCUUCAUCCUCUGCUGCUAUUCCACCAAUUUCAGAGCUUGCAAUCAACGGGAAAACAAGAAGCGAAAGAAGCGAAAUGGGAGAUGAUGCAAUAGUGUACGAAUACAGAACAGAUCUAAAGAAGAAUGAUGAGGAGAAGAGGAACAAUGAAGGGAAGAGAAAAUACAGAGGAGUGAGGCAGAGGCCAUGGGGGAAGUGGGCUGCAGAGAUCCGAGAUCCAUUCAAAGCAGCAAGAGUGUGGUUAGGAACCUUCAACACUGCAGAGGCUGCUGCCAUUGCUUACGACCAAGCCUCUCUCCGCUUCAGAGGCAACAAAGCCAAACUCAACUUCCCUGAAAAUGUUAGGGUGAAGCAACCACCACCACCAACCGCUUUCACCAUUUCUCAUACUGCUUCUUCUUCUUCUUCUGGUGCAUAUGUGCCCCUUCCACCUUCCACUGUGGAGGCUUCACCACCCAAGUUUUAUGACUUCUCCUCAGAGUUUUCAGACUUCCCCAUCAGUUUAUAUGAUCAGAUGUUUGUGUCGUCUGCAAUGGCUUCUCAUAUUCAAGCUUCUUCGGCUUCAUCGCCAGCGGCAUCGAAUUCUUCCUCUUCUUCAGUGUUUGCUUAUUCUGUAACUUCUGCUCCACAGGCAACUCCAAUUCCUUCUGUUUAUUCUGCUAAGCUGCCGCCAUGGUCUUCUUCUGAAAGAGAGAGGGUCCAAGGGUUGACCGAAGAUGCAGUGGUUGACUAUGUAAGAUCAGCGUACGUCACGCAACACGCAAGCAUAAAAAAUUACUGGAAUAAGACAUUUCUCGAUUACGGAACGACUCACAAAAACAAAUCUCAAAAGGUUGGAUAGGUUUCCAACAAAGAAACGAAUUGAUAAAUUUCUCAAUCAAAUUUCUACAUCCGUCUGAAACAAGUAACAUUAUUUUAUUUAA